Penicillium salamii is the source of this 2202-nucleotide messenger RNA. The record is from the annotation of a GenBank genome assembly. NCBI's taxonomy places the organism in Eukaryota, Fungi, Ascomycota, Eurotiomycetes, Eurotiales, Aspergillaceae.
AUGGCUUCAAAAGAAGCAAUGGACGACUCUCAGGGUCCAGAGGACGUCAAGUCCCCGGCGAAACGACUCAUCGACAUUGAAAGCGUAAAACGCAAGAAGUUCAAGACCGACGACCUUCCCUUAUCCUCAACGCAGCAUGCAGUCAUCGAUAAACUCCUACAUUCGUUUAAAAAGAAGGGUGGCUUUGACAGCGUGCGCAAGCAAAUCUGGGCUGAUUUCAACGAUGGGAAACCCCGGACCGAUCUCACCAACCAACUGAUAGCGCUCGCCGAGUCGGAAAUUGAUCGAGAACCGGCACUGCUUUCUCGUGAGAGAGGAAAAGCGGCAACGCUCAUUGAGGGUGCCGUUGACCGUGGCGACGUUUACAAGAGUGUGGAGGAUGCCAUUGACCAACUCGCAUCCGAACACCUAGACUUCAUCUUCAAUUCAGUCCGUGACAUCCGACGCGAAGAGAUCGGGGCAGAAGCCGCUACCCGCGAAUUUGAGCUGGGGAGCAAGACAGAUGCAGACUACGAAGUCCAUGUCAAAGCCCAGCACGAGGAGCGGGAGAGGAUAUGGCGCGAGGAAGAGCGGAAGCAGAAAGAAUUGGACGAUGAAAAGCAGCGCAUCAAAGAUGAAGAGCGCCGGAAAAAGCGCGAAUUGGAACGCCAAAAGGAUGAAGAGGACCGGGCUAGAAGGAAAGAGAUUGACGAGCAGAGACGGGCUGAACGGGAACGCCUGCGCGAAGAGCAAAGAGCCCUGGACGAACAGCGCGAACGUGAACGCGAUGAAAGAUAUGAACGCCGAAGGCGCGAGGAUCGGGAUCGUUACCGGGGGUGGAGUCGUGACCGCAGUCGAACUCGAGACCGUUUCCGCGAUCGCUCGCCAGCCCAUCGUUCUGAUCGCGACCUGUCCCCUCGGCCCCGGGACUCAAGGACCGAGAAGUCCAAUGGUUCUAAGCCCACCCUGGCUGUACCUGUGGAUGAAAAGUCACUCGAGGAAGCUGCCUUGGAAAUGCUUCUCAAAGAAGGCGAGGAACGCAAAGCAAAGGCUCGUCAAAAGCCUGAGUUUGAUUUCGAGCAAGCCGAGGCCAUUGAAAACGGAUUAAAACCGCCGACCACAGGUUCAUCCAAGAAUCACACUGAUUCCAAGUAUUCUAAUCAUUCCACACGCGCGGCCAGCCCAUCCCGAGACUCCAGGCGUGGAUCAAUCGCAGAUCGCGGUGAUCGAUCACGACAUCUAACACGAGAUCGAAGCCGCAGCCGCUCACGACGACGACGCGCAUCCCGCUACGACCCAGAUCGUCGUCGAGAUCGUUCUCGGGACUCUGUGAGAUCCCGAGAUCGCGACAUGGAUGCCCGCCGUGGCUAUCGCGAUUUCCGCGAUGAUAGAGCUGGCGAUAGAAGCUAUAGACCAGCGCGUCGCAGCCGCAGUCGAUCCGCAGAUCGAAAUCGAGACCGAGCGCGUGAUCGAGACCGCAGUACUGGUUGGGACAGGUUACGAGAUCGAUCGCGGUCAAAGGACCGAGACCAUGAGCGUCGCCUUGAUCGUAGUCGAGAUCGAGCGAGAGAGCAUGACAAUUACCGCCCUCAGCGCGCUCGGCCAUCCCGCUCACCAGUGCGCCGAACAUCACGUUCCCGUCGUUCAAGAAGCCGCUCACGCUCUGCUCGGGGGCGUGAUCGCGACCGUGACCGUCCUCGUUCUCGUUCUCGACGUCGCUCGCCUUCGCCUACUUUGGAUAUCGACCGUUACGUCCCAUCAACCAGCAACAGAAGCAAAUCACCCCGGCGACGUGUACGAUCCCCAGAGCGGGAUCGAGAUCAACGAGGAAGGGGAGCUGAUAUUGACCGGUACAAGCCUUCGUCUGAACAAUCCGAACGAGAUAAGGACAAAGAACCGGGUCAGAUCACAGAAGAAACUCCCGAUACCAGCACCGGAAAAGAGAAGGAGAAAGAAAAGCCCAAAGAAAUCGAUGAGCACCGACCUCGUCGAUCAAGUCUGACUCGACGGAGAAGCCCUAGUCGUCGUAGGAGCCGCAGUCGCCGCAGAAGCCCCAGUCGACGCAGAAGCCCCAGUCGACGCAGAAGCCCCAGUCGACGCAGAAGUCCUAGCCGACGCAGGAGUCCUAGUCGGCGCAGAAGCCGCAGUCGAAGGAGAAGUCGCAGUCGACGAAGGAGUCCAAGUCGUCGUCGAAGUCGCAGUCGCAGGAGGAACCGGAGCUAA